This is a messenger RNA of Dinoponera quadriceps, 1114 nucleotides long. It is a transcript of the gene sni, whose product is annotated as C-factor. Bases 9 to 752 code for a protein of 247 amino acids. Lineage: Eukaryota; Metazoa; Arthropoda; Insecta; Hymenoptera; Formicidae. The transcript is spliced from 6 exons. The record is from RefSeq and is a predicted model, not a curated record.
CGCGCGGGAUGAGGUCGAUCCUGAUAACCGGUUGCAACCGCGGCCUGGGCCUGGGCCUGGUGAAGGGGCUGGCCGGCUCGGCGAAACCGCCGGACAAUAUUUUCGCGACCUGCCGAGAUGCCAGCAAGGCGACGGAGUUACGCGCGCUGGCCGACCAAUCGCCGAACAUUCACAUCGUCGAAAUAGAUCUGACGAACACGGACGGCUACAGGAAAAUCGUGGACGCGGUCAGCGAGAGAGUCGAGGGCGCCGGUCUCAACGUUCUCUUCAACAACGCCGGCAUCUCCAGCAAAUUCACGCGCCUCGGCCUCGUGAAGAAGCAGCAGAUCACGGACGCUCUUCUGGUGAACACCGUGGCGCCCAUUAUGCUGACAAAGGCUCUCCUACCGCUACUGAAGGCAGCCGCGAAGAAUGCUGAGAAUAAGACAGAGCUGAGCGUUAAUAGAGCGGCGGUGAUCAAUAUGACUUCCAUCCUCGGCAGCAUCGCUGAAAAUACAGACGGCGGUUUUUAUCCCUACAGAUGUAGCAAGGCCGCACUUAACGCCGCGACCAAGUCAAUGAGCGUCGACCUGAAAGCCGAUGGGAUCCUGGUAACGUGUUUACAUCCAGGAUGGGUGCGCACGGACUUGGGCGGCCACAACGCUCCGAUGGACGUCGAGACCAGCGUCGGCUGCAUUCUGGACACGUUGAACUCACUGACAGAAAAACACACCGGCUGCUUCGUACAGUACGACGGGGAAAUAUUGCCUUGAUGCUCGGUGAAAGUGAAAUGAGAAGAGAGGGUCAUUGCACAGAGAGGCUGACAAGCAACAUCGCGACUCUUCUCGCAACCGACGUACAAUUACUCACUGUUCAGUAGGUCAUUCAACUAUUUUAUUUAUACGAAUCAAGCUUGUUUUGUACAUGUCACGGUGCUAUAACGUAACGCAAAGGAAUGCAAGUUCUCCUAUAGUAUCGAUAGUCAAAAGAAAUGAUAUUUCAGAUAUGUACAAUGAUUUUUAACGACUAAUUGAAAGUGUGAACAUAUUUGUAUGUACGUUUAUCUCUCUCUCUCUCUCUCUCUCUCUCUCUCUCUCUCUCGGUGUGUGUGUGUCUCUCUCUCUCUCUCUCUCUC